This is a messenger RNA of Poeciliopsis prolifica (blackstripe livebearer), 5103 nucleotides long. RefSeq lists its product as uncharacterized. Gene Ontology annotation, cellular component: nucleus; actin cytoskeleton; plasma membrane. The record is from RefSeq and is a predicted model, not a curated record. Gene Ontology annotation, biological process: actin filament bundle assembly. Gene Ontology annotation, molecular function: zinc ion binding; DNA binding; actin filament binding. Lineage: Eukaryota; Metazoa; Chordata; Actinopteri; Cyprinodontiformes; Poeciliidae. Bases 1 to 4458 code for a protein of 1485 amino acids. The transcript is spliced from 36 exons.
AUGGCCGCCGGCCAGGAGAAAGUUGGACCCUCUUUCUUGGGACCACCUCCAGUGGGACCACCUGUAGUGGGACCACCUCCUCUGUCCCAGGACCACUUCCUCCCUUCUGGGUCCAACUCCUCCCAGGGUCCACCUCUCUGCUCCUUCCAGGAGAGAUGUAGACCACAUCUCCCAGGUCCACAUCUUCUGUCCUGGAAUAACCUCCUCACCCCUGGGACCACCUCCUCUCUCCCGUGUCCACCUCCUGUCUCCUGGGUCUCCAGACCUUCCUCAUUCAGCAGGAAGGAGGAGGAGCUGUUCUCUCCAGGAACGCCUUCCGAGAAACAACUUUCACCCAAAAGCAGCAGCAAGAAUUCGCCGUCACCAAGGAGAAGCGGCGAGAAGCAAACGUCCGGAGAGACAUCGGUCCCUCAGGAUGAGAGUGGUGCAGAGACACUGGUGAAGAAACUGCUUCAAUCAUCAGCUGUCCAGUCUUUGUCAAAGCAGAUGGAUGUAGAGAGUCUUGUGAAAACUCUGACUCCGAUUUUCCUGGACGAGUUCAACAAGUUAACCUCAACACCUGGAUCAUCAGAGGCGCUAUUAACUGCAGGCUUCCCGACAAAUCACGAGCCUCCUGUGACUUCAACUGAACAGAAAACGGCUACAAAAAUGGAAUCUGAGCCAUCGAACAAAAUUGAAGCCCUAAAUGUGAAGGAGAAACCAAAGAAUGAGACUGAACUAAAAUGUCUGUUGGUCACACCUACUGAAAAUAAACCAGCAUCAAUCGAAAAGCCGGCGCCGGUGAUUUCCUCAGAGGAUCUGACUGUUGGGGAGAAGAUAGAAAAGUGCUUUGACCCCAAACUCAUUUGGCCUGUUGAAUUCACAGAUUCCAUUUCAGAACCAGAACUCUUGAUAACCAACCUUCCGAACUAUUUCGACGGCUGCUACACAGAGGACGAUCUCGUCGAUCUCCUUCGUCCUUUUGGGUUUGAGAAGAGCUCCAACAUUUAUGUGAUUCCUCAGAAACAGCUGGCUAUAGCUUUCAUGCCACACGUGAAAGGGCUGAAGGAAGCCCUCACACAGUCUAGAAGCGGCAUGUUUUUCAAAGGAUCUAAACUAUGCCUACAGGCUUGUAGAAUAGUGACUUGUUGGAAACCAGGAAAGUCUACAUCGCUUGGCCUUUACAAAGCUUUGAUGCGGUGCUUAAAACAUAACAUGACUGAUAACGGAGAAGGUACAAUCUGCAUUCAUCACAUCUCACCAAGCGAGACCCGCGACCUCCGGACGGCUCUGAGGAAAAUUGGUUCUGUAAGAAACUUCCUGCCUCUGCUCAACAAGGUUUUUAUUGAGUUUGAGUCGAAGCACGAUGCGGAUCGGCUUGGAGUUUGGUACAGCUUCCUGAAACCAGGCCGUAAACACACCGUGGAAAGGCUGAAAAUGUUUGUGGCCACCAGUAUAGCUCUGCCCCCCAAACUUCCUGCUCAGGCUCUGCCGGACGCCAGUGAUGCUGUCGCUACUGCGAGGAUCCCUAUUGCCAACGGUGUCAUUAAAGAUUGUGCUGUUCCUCCAUUUUGGGUCACAAUGUCAACGGCGCCGUACAUGUUUCCCACGAUGUCUCCGUGGUUUGACAUCCCUGCUUUCCAGACAGUGAAAGAAGUUAGCGACAUCAAGAAAGCUCUCCCUCAGGCCUCCCAGUUCUCCACCAUCAUGCUGACUGGUUUCCCUCAAUCGAUAAGGAGACAAAGUGUUGUUGCCCAGAUGGUCUCAGGUUAUUUCACCAAAGGUUACUCAGAGUCUGUGAACGUCCUGUCACUGCAGAGGAGGGCCUUUGUGUUUUUCCCUUGUUGGGAUUCUUGCCAAGGCUUUCUCGAGGGUUACUUGACUUCUAAACCUUCUGGCAAAGACUUCGUUCUUAAAGUCCACUUGGUCUUAGAGGACAUGCGUCCAGGAGACACUGAGGAGACGAUGUACAGGAAUCUGAUGAGAUGGAGCAACGCUCAUGUUUCAGAGCCUGAGUCCCUCAGUCAGCGGCUGAUAUGUGUGACUUUCUCUGACAUCACCCUGAGCGUCAUCCAGGGCUUUCUGAUGGCAGUCGGAUCCAUCGCUCCGUUUGUCAACUACCUGGUCCUCACUGAUCGCAUCUACAUAGAAAUGUGUGACUCCAGCAGUGCAGCUCAGGUGUUGGACCUUCUGAUGUUUAACCUUCUAUCUGAGGAAGAGAAGAAGAAGAAGAUGAGUGAUUGUGAUCAGAAGAAGGAGGAAGGCUUUUGGAGGAAGCGUCAAAAUGUCUACCUGUUUAGGAUUAAAAAUGUCCGACUUGUGCAGAGGCAGCCCCCAGCAGGGGGCGCCGUUUCAGGAAUGGCUAAAGCUUCAGAUAAGAUCCAACCUGCUGGUGUUCAGGUUGAAGCUGAAGCCUGUGAACAAUUAACCCAGACCGAAGCAGCUGAGGCAGAGGAUGUUGGAACAGAUUCAGCCGAAGAUCGGACUGAAAACGAGAGUUACACUCAGCAACGUCAAACUCCUGCAGACGAGUCGACGAAAGAGGAAGGAGAGCAGGAACAAGAGCUGAUCGAUUUUGUAACGGAUCAGGAAGACAAACAAGAAGAGAAACAGAAAACGGCUGGUAAAGAAUCUGAGAUGAGAGGCGGAUCUGCAGCAAAAGAGGACGAGACGACCAGCGGCGACGACGCCAUGACAGAGGGGGAAAAUAAAGGAGAAGAAGAAGAAAAGGAGGCCUCCACAAAGCCUGAGCAGGAAGUGGGAGCAGAAACUGCUGACGGCUCAGAUCCCAGCAGCCCAGGUUUAGAUCAGAGUGUAAACGCUGCAGCUUCAGGUGAGCUGGAGCAGAUGGAACAGGAAGUGACAUCACUGAGAAAAAGAGGACGACCCAGGAAGAAACCCAGAAAGACUCCUGUGACAAAAUCUGCUGGAGGAAAACCUGAGAGCCCAGAAGAAAACAGAGAAGAAGAAGACAAAUCACUUCCUGGUACGCCACUGGAUCCUUCUUCUUCUGCUCUAUUGAGGGAUGUCAAGACGGAGACGGAGGAUGAAGCUGCUGAAGUUUUAGACCAGCCAGUGAACGCUGCAGCAGCAGGUAAUCUGGAGGAAACGGUGCAGACGGAACAGGAAGUGACAUCAAAAAGAAAAGGAGGCCGACCCAGGAAGAAACACAGAAAGACUCCUGUGAAAAAAUCUGCUGGAGGAAAACCUGAGAGCCCAGAAGAAAACAGAGAAGAAGAAGACAAAUCACUUCCUGGUGCGCCGCUGGAUCCUUCUUCUUCUGCUCUAUUGAGGGAUGUCAAGACGGAGACGGAGGAUGAAGCUGCUGAAGCAGCAGGUAAUCUACAGGAAAUGGAGAAAACGGAACAGGAAGUGAUAUCGACUAAAAAAAGAGGACGACCCAGGAAGAAACCCAGAAAGACUCCUGUGAGAAAAUCUGCUGGAGGAAAACCUGAGAGCCCAGAAGAAAACAGAGAAGAAGAAACCAAACCUGAGACGGAUGCUGAAGGUCCUGAGGGACAGAACCUGGACGGACGCUUGGAGGAAGAGGAGGAGGAUGAAGGACGCUGCAGGGCCGCCGGAGAAGGUUUGGAAGAUGAGACUUUAAUUUUAGACCAGCCAGUGAACGCUGCAGCAGCAGAUAAUCUGGAGGAAAUGGAGGACACGGAACAGGAAGUGACAUCACUGAGAAAAAGAGGACGACCCAGGAAGAAACCCAGAAAGACUCCUGUGAGAAAAUCUGCUGGAGGAAAACCUGAGAGCCCCAAAGAAAACAGAGAAGAAGAAGACAAAUCACUUCCUGGUGCGCCACUGGAUCCUUCUUCUUCUGCUCUAUUGAGGGACGUCAAGACGGAGACGGAGGAUGAAGCUGCUGAAGUUUUAGACCAGCCAGUGAACGCUGCAGCAGCAGGUAAUCUGGAGGAAACGGAGCAGACGGAACAGGAAGUGACAUCAAAAAGAAAAGGAGGCCGACCCAGGAAGAAACACAGAAAGACUCCUGUGAAAAAAUCUGCUGAAGGAAAACCUGAGAGCUCCGAAGAAAACAGAGAAGAAGAAGACAAAUCACUUCCUGGUGCGUCGCUGGAUUCUUCUUCUUCUGCUCUAUUGAGGGACGUCAAGACGGAGACGGAGGAUGAAGCUGCUGAAGGUCCAGACAAACAGAACCUGGAUGGACGCUUGGAAGAAGAAGACGAGGAGGAAGAAGAAGUAGCUUGUAAAAAACGAAGGACGUCUCUUUGGACCGCUGCUGACUUUAUCCUGCCACCUUUCAACCCAGACAUCUCCUGUGGCGAGGAGUUCACUGCUCGUAAACUGGGAUAUUUCUGUUCCCUCUGCUCUGUCUUCUACGUGCUGAAGAGCAACGAAGAGGACACUCACUGCUGCAGCAGAAAUCAUUACGACAACCUGCUGAAACAUUCGCAGAUGAAAGAAGAGCAACCGUCACCGCCUCCAAAAACAAAAACCAGACGCUCUCAAUGAUCCUGUUUUUAUUUCUCCAGUAUUAAAACUGUUCAACUCCUAGUCUGCUUGGAUUGGGCAGCUCCAUUUUUAAACUCUGAAUUUAUUUAAGUGCUUUAUAAUCAAUUCAUGAAGACGAUUCCCUUCACAUUCAAUGUUUCUAAUUACAGUUAGGGCCAGAAAUAUUUGGACAGUGACACAGGUUUUGUUAUUUUAGCUGUUGACAAAAAUAUGUUCAGAAAUACAAUUUAUAUAUAAUAUGGGCUGAAAGUGCACACUCCCUGCUGCAAUAUGAGAGUUUCCACAUCCAAAUCGAAGAAAGGGUUUAGGAAUCAUAGCUCUGUAAUGCAGAGCCUCCUCUUUUUCAAGGGACCAAAAGUAAUUGGACAAUGGACUCCAAAGGCUGCAAGUAACUCAAAAGGCCUUUCCCUCGUUAACCUGUAAUCAAGUAAGUAGUUAAAAGGUCUGGGGUUGUUUCCAGGUGUGUGGUUUUGCAUUUGGAAGCUGUUGCUGUGACCAAACAACAUGCGGUCAAAGGAGCUCUCAAUUGAGGUGAAGCAGAACAUCCUGAGACUGAAAAAAAGGAAAAAAUCCAUCAGAGAGAUAGCAGACAUGCUUGGAGUAGCAAAAUCAACAGUCGGGUGCAUUCUGAGGAAAAAGGGAAUU